AUGAGAGAGGCACAACAAGGAGAAGCUCACACUUUGAGGUCCCAUGGAAUGACAGUUGCAAGAACUCACAUGCACGACUGGAUCAUACUCGUAUUACUCGUUAUCCUCGAGGGCAUACUCCUUAUAAUCCACCCUUUCUACCGCUUUGUCGGUAAAGACAUGAUGACUGAUCUAAGCUACCCUUUAAAGAGUAACACUGUACCUAUUUGGUCUGUCCCGGUCUAUGCGAUGUUGUUGCCAUUAGUAAUCUUUGUCUGUAUUUACUUCCGAAGAAGAGACGUAUACGAUCUCCAUCAUGCGGUGCUAGGCUUGUUAUACUCUGUUCUGGUGACAGCAGUGCUUACAGAUUCAAUAAAGAAUGCAGUUGGUAGACCACGCCCUGACUUCUUCUGGCGUUGUUUUCCUGAUGGCAAAGCUGUUUAUGAUAGCCUCGGUGAUGUGAUAUGUCAUGGUGAUAAAAGCGUUAUAAGGGAAGGGCAUAAAAGCUUCCCAAGUGGACACACUUCAUGGUCAUUUGCGGGACUAGGAUUCUUGUCACUGUACUUAUCAGGGAAGAUUCGAGCGUUUGACGGUAAAGGACACGUUGCAAAGCUAUGCAUUGUCAUACUCCCUUUGCUAGUUGCAGCUCUUGUUGGUAUAUCCCGUGUAGAUGACUAUUGGCAUCACUGGCAAGACGUCUUUGCUGGAGGCUUGCUAGGUCUUGUGGUCUCUACGUUCUGUUACCUUCAAUUCUUCCCGCCACCAUAUCGCACCGAAGCUUGGGGACCAUAUGCUUACUUCCUAGUGUUGGAAGCGGCACGAGCUCAAGCGCAAGCAGCUGCUGAUGAAGCAGGGCAACGACCACCACAGGGUGAUACCGGUGAAGAGGAAGACGGUGGGUUUAUGGGACUGCAUUUGGUGGAUAAUCCGAGUAUGAGGAGAGUAGAAGAUGAUGUAGAAACUGGUAGAGUGCAGCCUAGAGGCUGA
Eruca vesicaria subsp. sativa (arugula) is the source of this 966-nucleotide messenger RNA. Lineage: Eukaryota; Viridiplantae; Streptophyta; Magnoliopsida; Brassicales; Brassicaceae. The record is from the annotation of a GenBank genome assembly.